Schistosoma rodhaini is the source of this 288-nucleotide messenger RNA. Lineage: Eukaryota; Metazoa; Platyhelminthes; Trematoda; Strigeidida; Schistosomatidae. The record is from the annotation of a GenBank genome assembly.
AUGGAUAUACAAUUUACUACUUACAUAGAAGGGGAUUGCAAUACAACAGAGACAGAAACAUAUUCGUUUCCAAGCUGGUAUAAUAUAAGUGGCAACGCAAAUAAUAUUAGUUCAUCUAAUAUGGACUUCGUAAUCACACCAAAUUUUCCAGUUUACACUGAUAUGUUGGACCAUCUGUUGAACAAAUCAUAGCAUACACAAAUCCACUUGGCAUAUUGUUCGGUUUGGGAUCAAAUGGUGGAGGUGCAGUAAUGAGUAAGGAUUUGGGAGAAACAUGGAUUUCAGUCA